GGUGAGGGGCGCGAGAUCGCUGCAGCGGCUGAGAGUGCGCGGGGCUCCGCCGUGUACUGUGGGAUGAGGGCCUCUGCUCACCACAAGUGCUGGAGAACAAAGAUGCAAUGGACUCGGCACUGGCCCAGGCGAGGCCCGUGGGUCUGGCGGGGCACAGGAGGGAGGAUCUGCACGCGGUGGAGCUCGCCAGGGGCCCGCUCGGCUACGGCUUCACGGUGGUGGCGCGUGCCCCGUGCCUGGUGAACUGCGUGCUACCAGGAAGCCCCGCCGACGUGGCCGGCCUGCGUGCCGGAGACCAAAUCGUGGCCAUAAACGACAAAGAUGUGUCCUGCGCCAGCCAUCACGGUGUGGUCGCCCUUAUUGGGCAAUCCCUCCACACUCUGAAGUUAGUGAUGGCACAACAUUACAACAAACCACAUGUUCUUUCAAACAAUGAGACAUCCCCUUGCAAAUACAGAGAAUCAUUUGAAAUGGAUGGUGUAAUUAAAGGUGCUCCCAUAUUGCACAAGAUGGAAAACAACCAUGGCUUGAUGACAGACGAGCGCCUGCCUCCUGCCCACAGGGCCCAGUCGCUGGUUUAUCCCAUUGUGGCGGUCCCACACGCAGGCUCAGGUGAUGGAGGCUGCGAGCUGCCAUCUCGGUGGGAAGGGACCGAUGACCCUGAUGAUUCACUGUCGGGGGAUGUUGACCUCUUAAGCGUUAAAAUGAUUGUGUGCUAUUUGGGGUCAGUGGAGCUACCUUCGUUUGACAUGGACGCAGAGGUGGAAGUGUUGUCCACCAUACAGUCGUGUUUACAGCGCCUUCGUACCAAGCACAGGAUCCAUUCCCUUCUGCUCAUGAAAAUCCUCCAGGACUGCAUUCAGUUGUACAAUGAAGAACACGCUCUGAUCGCCACGUAUCCAGCGGACAAGCUGGCCUUCAGUGUCGUCUGUCCGUAUGACAGAAAUGUAGUUGGCAUUGUGACCGUAGCGCACGUCGACGACACUGCGGGUGAGGGCGGCGGUGGUGCACUGAGGAUGUCUUGUCACGUGUUUUUUAUUGAUCCCACUCUGAGCGCACACAGCUGCCAUGUUCCAGUUGCCCAGCAGUUUCUCUUCGAGUGCACACCUGACCCCGAUACAAACGGCUGCCUCGAGUUUGGAGACUCGAGCCAGACACUGCUACAGUUUGUGUCUGUGCUCUAUCGUGAAAUGGGAGAAGUAAUUGAGAAGAUCAGGGCAGUGGCAUUUGCUGACGUGGGACACAUAGAAGUGGAAGCCAAGAGAAGCGUCUACAGCCUGAACAGUGACAGUGGCAUCGGAGGCUUUGGGAUGGAGGUGAAGGACUUGCCGUUGGAUGGGAAUGGCGGCGCAGAGCCUACCGGAGAAACUCUGUUAUUAGAUGAGAAUGUGUCUCUUUACACAUCAAGCGUCUCAGUGGGCAGUAAUUAUAACCGGACUACAGACGGUGCGAGGUUCACUGCACUGAUCGACAACGAUACUCAAGGGGCAUCUCGACGCAAUGACGUUUACCUUGACAAACGACGCAAUACAGAGGAUUGUUCUUGCAGCAAGGACGCUGGCGUAGCCGCGAGCGGAUCGCCAUCCGUCGCGGAGUACAAUGAUACCCAGGAGUACUGUGCUGGAGAAGGAGCAUUGUGCGUGGCGGAGGGAGUGGGCCGCGACCACGCUGAGUCAGCGAGUUACCCACGCGACCUGCCGCCUCCCAUGAUGCACAUUGAGAUGAACAAGUACAAGAAGGCCGUCGCUCCACAGCAAAGAGCUGAGGGCAACACGUCCGACAGAAGCUCACUCACUCAACAGCUUUCUCAAACCAAUGAGGAUCUCACCCGGCCAUCACUCAGUCAACCAGAGGACUUGGAGUCAUCUGGAAGGCUCACAGAUCCCAUCACAAGGACAGGACACAACGGAAACAGAUCCACACGAUCGGCUGACGCACUGGAUGGCACUGUGGCAUCAGAUGGAGAGUUAGAUCGGGGAGAACUGAACUCCAGCAGCAGUCAGCAGAGUGUGAGCAGCAACGCGAGCCUGCCGUCGGCGCUCGGCGUGCGGCGCCAGCAGCAGCUCUCCUACGAGGGCCGCGUGGCCAGUUGGGCCCUCUCCUUCGAGCGCCUUUUGCACGACCCGCUGGGCCUCCGCUACUUCACGGAGUUCCUGAAGAAGGAGUUCAGUGAGGAGAACAUCCUGUUCUGGCUCGCAUGCGAACAGUUCAAGCAGACUGCCUAUCACGACAAACACACCCUGCGGGAGAAGGCGAGAGAGAUCUUCCACGCGUUCCUUUCACGCCGCGCGCCCAACCCCGUCAACAUCGACAGCCACGGGCAGCUCUGCGAGCGCAUGCUGCAGGAUCCUCACGCCCACAUGUUCCUGGAGCAGCAGCAGCAGAUUUUCAGCCUCAUGAAGUUUGACAGCUACGCACGCUUCCUCAAGUCGGCUCUCUACCAGCACUGCCUUCUGGCGGAGGUCGGGGGACAUCCCCUGCCUUCCCUUGCCUCCCCCGCCGUGAGCCCGGCAGCUUCACAGCUCACUGCCAACCAAGCUUCGGCUGCCAUUCCGGACCAGGCCGGGACCGAUGAGGACUGGUGCCGUGUGGUGUUGCCCGAUGGGCACAGCGCCACUCUGCACGUGAGGCCACGCCUCUCCAUCCGGGAGCUUCUGCGGUCGCUCUGCGAGCAGAGGGGUCUCCCGCUCGCGGCCACAGACGUCUUCCUGCUCGGCGGAGAAAAGCCCUUGGUCAUGGAGCAAGAAAGUUCUUCCCUGGCGAUGCGCGAAAUCCGACUGGAGCCCAGGACGCUGUUCAGGCUGGACCUGGUUCCCAUUAACAGAUCCGUGGGCGUGAAAGCCAAGCCCACGAAAGCCGUCACCGAGGUGCUGAAGCCGAUCGUCACCAAGUACGGCAUGAAGCUGGAGGACCUCGUGGCUACCAUGGAAGGGCAGAGCGUCCCCCUCGACCUCGGGAUCGCCGUGUCCAGCCUGGACGGGCAGCGCGUGGUGCUGGACACGCGGCGGCAGCAGCUACGCACCCAGCAGGGCGGUGACGCUACGGAAUGCGGUCACACGCCGCCCGCAACUGCCCACGUGCUCGCAAGCAGCCCGGUCCAGGUUCGUUCGGGGAAUGAAAAAAAGUCCUAUGCAAGACAUAUUUCAACUGCGAAAGCUAUUUUUGGAAGUGGUGAAAAAUGUGAAAACUCGUCAAAACAAACUUAUAUAUCAAGAAAAAAGAAAACUGGGACAAAGAUGGAUGAUGUUGAAGAACUAUUUGAAAUCCUGGUGAAGGCGCAGAGCAAUCGUGUCAACGAUCAGCGGGGACUGCUUUGCAAAGAGGACCUGAUCCUGCCAGACUUCCUCAAGGCAAAUUCUGCUCAUCACAAGCACAGGCACCACCAGCCUGCAGCCACCAACACAUUCACCUCCGCUGCCAUCCACAAGAGAGAACUCCACAGAAACCCGCUCGAUCACAAGGCCACAGAGCCAGGAGCGCAGAGGACCAACAGGGCCACCCUUGAGGAGUCCAGGGGAAGUUGUAUUCCUGCGAACCACAGGACCCAUGAGUACUCUCGACUCGAGUCUCUUCCCUCACAGCACAAGAGACCCGACCCUGGUUAUUCUGAACGCCCGCGCUUGGGCCCGACGCACCACGAGUCCAAUGGCGCCGAGGGGAGUCGCCAGUCCAGGGCCGCCUGCGUAGCGGUUUGUGCGAGAGAUGUCAGGGCCACGCGUCAUCCCAGCCCCAGCGUCCGGCCCAGUGCGGCGCAGGGUAAGAGGACUCAGUCUGUGCGCACGAGAGACCCGGGAAAGACUCUGCACCCUUGGGAGACGUCGCGCGCCGAGGAUUACCGCGCGGGCACAGGGGAGAUGGCAACAGAGCACCGUGGAGUGGCGGACAGCAGGAUGCGAGAUGAUGAGAAUGGCAACGAAGGAGCCAAGCGGAAUCUGGUGGCCGAAUUGGACUUGGCGAGCCACGCCACGGCCAUGCGACUCUCCAAAGUGGCCAACCACACCGCACUGCUGCCUAACUGCAACCCGCACGGCGGUGGCGUCGCGUCUCGGCCGUCGCGCGUGCCUCCGCAGUCUGCGCCUCCGCACGAUCACAGUGCCACGCGGAGCCACAGGCCACCAGGCCGCACCGACGUUCUUGGCACUGAGAAGAAGCCACUUUACCGGGAAGCGCUGGACGUCGACAGCGUGGACUUUGCGAAACCCCGGGGCCCCCCAUUGUCCAGAAAAACGCAACACGGGGCACAGGCCACUGACGCCACGCGCGGCGCCCAGGCCUCCUGUAGCCUGGAGCAGGUCGCCCACGAGCUGACGGCGCGACAAGGCCGCACCCGCGUGCCCAUCUACCGCCACUCAGGGCCGGCGGCAGCGGGGGCGGGGGACGAAUCGCUUUGCAGAACCCGACAAGAAACGAUGCUGAAGGCAUCUUUUGUUUAGCAUCAGUCUGUUGGAUACCACACGUUGCGCCAUACAUUUCUCAGUUCGUCUGGACCUGAUAUCAAAUUUUGUAUUUUAAAACAGCAUUCUUCAACCCAAGAGGCCCAUGGCAUAAAUGCAGUAAAUGCAAAAAAUAUUAUUCUAAACGGCCUAAUAUCAAAUUAGACAACUAAUAAUUCGACUGACCUAUGUUUAGGACCACUAAUAUAUGAUGUAUUAGUAUUUUAACUAAAUAUAGUGUCAAAUAUACUGUAUUGCUAAGGAAAGUGGUAUUAGAAUUGCUCAAACUUCACGUGACCACCACAGCCAGAGGAGGUCUUCAUCCAGCAGUCGACUGACAAGCGUUACAGUAAAUUAUUAUUUAUUAGGAAUGUGACAAUGCAGCUCUCCACAGUUUGAUGACACGUUACAGUUGCAAAUCGAUUCACAAUUGUUUUGGUGUAUUUGUGGUAUAUGUCGAACAUUGUGGUGGGACUACAAAAACUACUGGAAUAUAGUUUAUAUAAACAUGCCAAUUCAAAACGAUCGAUUCGCAUCUGCACAAAACAACACGUGCAUCUUGAGUGUAGUUAGGAUGCAUUUCAACGAACCAUAGUCUGAGUAUUCAUGCUUCUGUAAGUAUUGCAAAAUGCUGCUGGCAAGGUGGAUAAUAAAGGAUGUAUCACUCGUU
Lethenteron reissneri (Far Eastern brook lamprey) is the source of this 5103-nucleotide messenger RNA. RefSeq names its product regulator of G-protein signaling 12-like. Gene Ontology annotation, molecular function: protein binding; GTPase activator activity. The record is from RefSeq and is a predicted model, not a curated record. Gene Ontology annotation, biological process: regulation of G protein-coupled receptor signaling pathway; signal transduction. Gene Ontology annotation, cellular component: cytoplasm; nucleus; plasma membrane. NCBI's taxonomy places the organism in Eukaryota, Metazoa, Chordata, Hyperoartia, Petromyzontiformes, Petromyzontidae.